This is a messenger RNA of Oryza sativa Japonica Group (Japanese rice), 1782 nucleotides long. RefSeq names its product probable carboxylesterase 18. NCBI's taxonomy places the organism in Eukaryota, Viridiplantae, Streptophyta, Magnoliopsida, Poales, Poaceae. The record is from RefSeq and is a predicted model, not a curated record. Gene Ontology annotation, molecular function: hydrolase activity.
AAUCACUUUUCCCUACUUCAGUCAAGAUGUACCCUGAAAUUUUAUUCGAAAGGACAACCAAGAAAUUCCUGAAAUUGCCAAGAAAACAAAGUGAGACAGAUGUGAAUUACAUGUGAUAAGCAUAGAAACAAAUUCCACCCUCGAUUUUUUUUAGAUGAUUGCAGCCUCAUAUGCGUUGCACACUUGUCACAGCAGUCGUACGGCGUGAGCACAUGGGCCGUAGCUAGCGUCUGCGUUAUCUUCAGGAUGUCGAUCUGCACGUCAUCUCUAUCAUCGCCUCAAUCACCAAAUCGAUUUCACAUCAUUCGUCUCUUAGCACUUCUGUCACUGUGGAGUAGCACUGCAGGACAACAUCUGCAGCGACUCUCUGAACUUUUCUGAAUCUUGUGCCUACCUGAACAUCCAAAGACACAUGUGACAUGUGCAGGUGCAGCGUACUCAGUGCUUCAGUAUUGUAGCGAGUCGGAGUCAGUAGAGCAGGCAGCCAAGAAAUGGCCGAUGCGCACGGUCACCGCCGGCGGGUGGCCCUGCCGUGCGCGGUGCGCCUCCGGCUCUGCCUCCUCGAGGCCGCCAUCGACGCGACGCAGCGCCGGGACGGCGCCAUCAACCGUCCUCUCUUCUCCCUGUACGACCGGCGGGCGCCCGCCGACCCGCGGCCGGACGCCGCCGGCGUGAGCUCCACGGACGUCACCGUCGACGCGUCCCGCGGCCUCUGGGCGCGCGUCUUCACCCCUACCGCGCCGGAGCACGAGCACUCCUCGUCGUCGUCGACGACGACGCCGCGCCCCGUCAUCGUCUACUUCCACGGCGGCGGCUUCGCGAUGUUCUCGGCGGCCUCCCGCCCGUUCGACACCCACUGCCGCACGCUCUGCGCCGGGGUCGGCGCCGUCGUCGUCUCCGUCGACUACCGCCUCGCCCCCGAGCACCGGUUCCCCGCCGCGUACGACGACGGGGAGGCCGUCCUCCGCUACCUCGCCACCACCGGCCUCCGCGACGAGCACGGCGUCCCCGUGGACCUCUCCGCCUGCUUCCUCGCGGGAGACAGCGCCGGCGGCAACAUCGCGCACCACGUGGCCCAGCGCUGGACGACGACGUCGGCGGCGACUCCGCCGCCUCCGUCAGACAACCCCGUCCACCUCGCCGGUGUGAUACUCCUGGAGCCGUACUUCGGCGGCGAGGAGCGGACCAAGGCAGAGCGCGCGCUGGAGGGCGUGGCGCCGGUGGUGAACAUCCGGCGGUCGGACCGGUGGUGGAGGGCGUUCUUGCCGGAGGGGGCCGACCGGAACCACCCGGCGGCGCACGUCACCGGCGACGCGGGGCCGGAGCCCGAGCUGCAAGAAGCGUUCCCGCCGGCGAUGGUGGUCGUCGGGGGCCUCGACCCGCUGCAAGACUGGGACCGGAGGUACGCCGGCAUGCUGCGGCGGAAGGGGAAGGCGGUGCGGGUGGUGGAGUUCCCGGAGGCCAUACACGCCUUCUACUUCUUCCCGGAGUUCGCCGGCGACAUCCGGAAGCUCGUCGGUGAAAUCAGGGCGUUCGUGGAAGACAGCAUCAUGUCCAAGCAAUCCAUUGCUUAGCUGUGAUUACUCCAACUAGCUAUAAAUUAUCGGAGUGGUUCGUAUUUAUAUAAUUGUAGUACUUAUCUUUUGAGGGAACUUAAUUAUAGUACUUAUAAUGGAGUAAUUACUCUCCAUAGAUGUUUUCGGUUCGUUCAAACUUUUGAAAUUUGCUGAUUACUCACUCUGUUCAGUAUUGAGUUUGACUAAAUUGCAUUAGCGUUACAAA